Molecule: messenger RNA, 1340 nt
Organism: Aspergillus glaucus CBS 516.65
Lineage: Eukaryota; Fungi; Ascomycota; Eurotiomycetes; Eurotiales; Aspergillaceae
Exons: 4
Coding region: 271-1194 (307 amino acids)
Source: RefSeq, a predicted model, not a curated record
GGGAUUGACAUUAGGCUUGCCGUAGACUCAACAUCAUCUAGCAGCACACGCCAAUGGGAAGAAUUGGACUGAUUGCCGGAUACGAGCUGUUGGCUUAUCAACACUGGUUCUGGCGGUGCUAAAAGACAACGCUAAAAAAGUGUUUUCGGAGUCUCGGCGUUGCAAAAGCUGUUUUGUGCAUCUCCCGGUGGUCUGGGUUCUGGCUGCAAUUUCGAUACUUGACUUAUGUUUCUGAACUAGACGGGACCCUCAGACACUCCACAACCCAAGAUGUCAGCCACUAGUACAACCAGCAGCAGCACCCGCACCUCAACGACCACAAUUCCCCUGACCACCGUCUUCACACCACCGACACAAUGCGCGACUGAUUGGCAAUACGAACCAUCUGCCUACAACGACAAGCGUGAUGGCUUGCUGUUGCAAAAUGUCGUCUCGGUUGUCAGUUCCUGUUUCCCGACCGGAUUCGCCAUGUCGGGAAGAGCCCAAGUACCCCAGGUCUACAGCCCGGGUUGGUGUCCAGUGGGCUACACCUCUGCGGAUGUGCACAUUGACGGGAAGACCACUUCGGCCGUUUGCUGUUACUCGAACUAUUCGUAUUAUACCUCAACGAAGCUAUAUUCCGACCUGCCCCCGGCCAUCUACGCAGGAUGUCUCAGCACGCUCCCAUCGCCUAGCUCCACCAUUGUCUCCGUCCGUGAUCCAAAGUCGAACCAAGGAACACAGGUCUCGGGCCCAUUGACCAUGUGGGCGCAACCUAUCUCCAUCCAACUCCAAGCAACAGACUCGAGCCUAUUCGUAUCGGCAACCACCACCGGCACCGGGGCAACUGCAACAUCGACAUCAGACUCUGCCGCAUCAGAUUCCGGGUCAAGCGGCCUGUCGACAGGAGGAAAGAUCGGUGUCGGCGUAGGUGUUGGUGUCGGCGCCCUCGCCAUCUUCGCUCUGCUUGCAUUCUGGUUCCUGCGUCGUCGUGCUGCCAGCAAGAAGAACGCCACUCCUGAUAUGGCGGCGGCCGCGGUGCCUGCAUACACGAAUCCUUACCCGAACCAAGGCGCAGCGCCUUAUUACGGUCCUGUUCCUGCUGCUAGGUCGGAAUUGGAGAAUACGUCCACGAAGUUUGCACCGCAGCCACCGCCGGCCGAGUUGCAAGGAGAUACCAGAAGACAUAACCACGUUGCAGAGCUUUCUGGUUGAUUGUGUUUUUUUAUUAUUAUUAUGUAUAUAUAUACUCAUUUUCUGAGUUUUCAUGUGUCAAGUUCUGUGUAUACGAGUCUGUGAUAUCCUGUAAUAAUUAAUGUCAUGUACAUACGUUUAGAAUGAUGACAUUCACUCACAAGUAC